GCGUCAGUGACUACCAGUUUUCCGAAAGCCAGGAACCGGUGCAUCAUCAAAGUCACCAUUUAUGCCAAACAAGAACAGCUAAAGAAGAGGCCAAAGAACUGACUUAUCGGAAACACAGUGCUAAUGCGGUGAAACUCAAAAUUAGUGCAUCGAAUUUCGCGAGGGACUUUCAAUGUGACCCUGACAUCACUCUAGUUCAAACCCAGGUAGUAUUGAUGGUCGGAUGAGUGGACCAAUUAGGACUUUUAAAAACCGUGGUGGAGAAGCUUCCACAUUCGAACGUAGCGUCACCUAGCCACCCGUCGACCUGGCUGAUAAGAUUCGCGUAAUAGGGCCUGCCUUUAGGAGAAAAAUAUGCAGCGUGACCUAACACUCUUGAUUCUUCUCGCUGGUCUGGUCUGCAUAGAAGGAAGUUGGCCAGGAAUGUCAAAUCCAUUGAAAACCGUCUGGUCGUCUCUCUAUCCGGACGAUACAGACGACAGAGACUGCUCGGGAUGUGCUCAGAACAAAAUUCAAGUCAUUGAACAAGAUCCGAUUCUCACUGAGCUAAGGGUUGAGUACGUCAAGCAACAGAUUCUGAAGAAGCUGCGAUUGUCGAAGCCACCAGAAGUGUCGCUGUCCCUAUCGACCUUGCCGAAGCCGCUGAUAAACGGACACGUGCUUGAACUCCGACCUGGUGAACCGCUCGAGCCGGAAAAACCGGCAGAGAGCUUUUAUGGAAAAACUGAUCAAGUUGUCGUCUUCCCGAAUGAAGGUGAAGCGGACUUAAUCAAAUGUCGACAAACAUCGAAUCACGUGACAGGUUUUAAUCCAGCAGCUUGUUUUACCUUUUAUUUGCCAAAUGAAAUGCAAUUCGUCAGUGUCACGUCAGCUGAACUAUGGUUUUAUAAAGAGCAGGAUGCUAAUGACAACUUUAAUCAAACUUUUGUUCUUUCUGAAUUGGACCAUUGGGACCAGAGUGGCAGUUUUGAGAAGAAUACUAUCAUGGCGAUUUUAGAAACGAGCAUAGAAGAGGGUUGGGUGAAAACUGAUGUCGGUUUCACAGUGAGAAAAUGGGUUGAAAGACAUUGGCUGAACCAUGCGAUUCAAAUAGAAUGCAGUACUUGCGAGCUGGAGAGAAAUGUCGCCCCUGUUUCUAUUGAACAGACCCUAAAACCGUUUCUCGUCAUUCACACAUCACCCUUGCCACAAAAAACCAGACCGAAAAGGAACUCAAAUUGUCUACCGGAGAUGAAAGAGUGUUGCAGGGACGAAUUGUAUAUUAGUUUCGAGGAUAUCGGAUGGAGUGAUUGGAUUCUUCAUCCCAGUGGAUACCACGCUUACUUUUGUCGGGGGUCUUGUUCGUCAGCAGCAUCGCUCACUGUGAGCGCAACACCUUACAACAAUGUCAUCAGGAAAUUGUUGACGAGGGUUAAUGCGCUGCAGAGAAAGAACGAAAUAGUCCCGUGUUGUUCGCCAACCCAACUUUCACCAAUCCAGUUAUUGUACAUCGACACGAAUAAAACCAUAACGCAAAAAACUCUGCCCAAUAUGGUGGUGGAGGCAUGCGGAUGUAUGUAAAUCGCUAAGUAACUCAUUUAAAUUAUUCCGAGGUGGGGGAAAGAUACUGUUCUAAACAUACAUUUUGAGAGCAAGGGCCUUUUAUAGUGAUAAUUCUAAUCUAAGUUUGCGCCUAGUUCACUACGAAUUAAGUGAACGUGAAGAGUUCUCCCAGUUGAUUGGGAAUUUCGAGUAAAGUAAGGGCCAUUAUCGAGUCGUCAUAUCGCACAAUUUGCUCAAAAAGUUACUGAGAAAUUGAAAAGAAUAAGGAUAGUGGUUUUUUAUGUUUGUGUCAAUCGUGCGAAAUGAUGUCUCAAACCGAAGCAGUAUUUUCUUAUAAACUAUUCGCAGAUAUGUGAAUCAUACUCAUGUGAAUUAUUUUCUAUUUAAUUGUCCGAAUGACCUGCGGCUUACGAAACCGCGAAUUCAUAAUAAUUACUGAGUUAUUUAUUUUUAUGGCAGAUUUUAAUAUUUUUUUCAUGAAAAAUGAAGCAGUUGGUCCAUUGUAAUCAAUAAUCACUUUAAAAAUUAAGGAUCUCUUUUUCAUUCAUCUACAUAUCGAGUAACUAUAAAUGAAUCUGAAAUCUAUAAUAUGUUUAGAAGUAAAUUUGAACGUUAUUGAAUAUAUCUUUUGUUUAAUCUUACAUCAUGUAAACUUCGCGUAAAUCAUAUCUAGAAGACAUAAUCAUUAAAAAAAUCUCAAAACGGCGACGAAAUAUUUUAUAGCUGUUUUUAAAACAGAAACUUCACUAGAUUGAAAUACUUUGUAUCGUGAAAUAUACAGUAUUUCAGCUUUCGCUUAUAAGAAAAGAUUGAAUUAAUUUCGAGUUUGACUACACAGGGAGUACACCCGCAACUUAAAUUUAUAAAAGAUUUUUUUUUAAUAAAUCGGGAGUUUAAUAUUAGAAAAUAUAAUUUUUCCUCCUUAAUAGAAUUCUUCGAACAAGAAUGAACCGUAAUUUCUCUCGAGGAAUGGAUAGUAGACGUUAGCGUCACAGGUGCUUGUGCAUUGUAUAUUAACAUGACAAAAACUUACAAAAUUUAACUUAUUUUAAAUAUUAGGAUUGUUCUUUUACAUCCAGUGUUAUUUCAUUGUGUGAAUGUUCUGGAAUGCUAGAAUGAGUUAUAUUUAUGACAUUCGACCUAUUUCUUCAUAGGUAGAGUUAACAAUUUACGAUUACACUGCUUCUGUGUGAAAUAUUAAAUGUUGUCUUACACAAAGAAAAAACAAUUUGUUUACUUUAUUUCCACGAUCGCGGUCCUGAAAUAAAAGCAAGAUACUUAUAGUUCAUGUGGAAAAUCGAUUUAAAAAAGUAAAGAUAGAAUUUAUUCUGAGAAAAUUCGAAAAUUUGAUGUCAGGGCGAAUGUAAGUGUAUAUAAAUUAUAAAUGUCUUAUAAG
Molecule: messenger RNA, 2938 nt
Organism: Belonocnema kinseyi
Lineage: Eukaryota; Metazoa; Arthropoda; Insecta; Hymenoptera; Cynipidae
Gene: daw
Product: growth/differentiation factor 8
Exons: 4
Coding region: 355-1560 (401 amino acids)
Biological process (GO): SMAD protein signal transduction; BMP signaling pathway
Cellular component (GO): extracellular region
Molecular function (GO): growth factor activity; cytokine activity
Source: RefSeq, a predicted model, not a curated record